GAAAGUUCACUUCCUCUUCGUGGAUACCUCAUGUGACAAGUUCCAAUUUUCUUCAAGUCAAAUUUAGCUGAAGUCUCUUCACUGCCUUCCAUAUCUUUGGAGAGAGCCCACCUUCAAGCACUCUUAGUAUGGGAGCAGCUGCUGGUUCCAUCAUAAUGAAAUGGCUGGUUUUGGCGCUCCUGGGGUGCUCCUCCGCAAUAGCCCAACUGCACAAAGAUCCCACGCUGGAUCACCACUGGGACCUCUGGAAGAAAACCUACAGCAAACAAUACAGGGAAAAGAAUGAGGAAGGAGUACGGCGUCUCAUCUGGGAAAAGAAUCUAAAACGUGUGAUGCUGCACAACCUGGAGCAUUCAAUGGGAAUGCAUUCGUAUGAUCUAGGCAUGAACCACCUGGCAGACAUGACCAGUGAAGAAGUGAUCUCUUUGAUGGGUUCUGUGAAAGUUCCCAGCCAGUGGCAGAGAAAUGUCACUUACAAGUCAAACCCUAAUCAGAAAUUACCUGAUUCUAUGGACUGGAGAGACAAAGGGUGUGUUACUGAAGUGAAAUACCAGGGUUCUUGUGGUUCUUGUUGGGCUUUCAGUGCUGUGGGGGCCCUGGAAGCACAGGUGAAGCUAAAGACAGGAAAGCUGGUGUCUCUGAGUGCACAGAACCUGGUGGAUUGCUCAGGUGAAAAAUACAGCAAUAGGGGCUGCAAUGGCGGAUUCAUGACACGGGCCUUCCAAUACAUCAUCGACAACAACGGCAUCGAAUCAGAAGCUUCCUAUCCCUACAAAGCCACGGAUGGAAAAUGCCAGUAUGACUCAAAAUAUCGAGCUGCCACAUGUUCAAGGUAUACUGAACUUCCUGAAGGCAGCGAAGAUGCCUUGAAAGAAGCUGUGGCCAAUAAGGGACCGGUGUCUGUUGCUAUAGAUGCAAGCCAUUCUUCUUUCUUCCUCUACAGAAGUGGUGUCUACUAUGAACCAGCAUGUACUCUGACUGUGAAUCAUGCUGUAUUAGUGAUCGGCUACGGCAACCUUAAUGGGAAAGACUACUGGCUUGUGAAAAACAGCUGGGGCCGCUACUUUGGUGAUCAAGGAUAUAUCCGGAUGGCCAGAAAUAGAGGAAAUCAUUGUGGGAUUGCUAGUUAUGCCUCUUAUCCAGAAAUCUAGAGGAUCUCUUCAUUCUACAACAAGUCAAGAAAGAUGAAACACUUUCUUUUCACUUAACUUUAUUUGCUGUGUUCCGUAGAAAUAAGUGUCAUAAUCAAUGUCUAUUUAUUGCAUUAACAGAAUAUAUAGUUUGACUCUUCUAUUUUUUAAACUUUGCAGAUCUUGAAAAAAUUUGCUAAGUAAAAAUUAAUACUACACUGUAGAUAUAAUUGUAUGAGAAUUGUCAACUUAAUAUAAUUUGUCAUUGUCUUAUUUUGCCUCUUUGUCUUUUUAUGUUCCCUGAUAUCCUUUUAUAACUCAAUGGCAUAUAAAUGCUAAUAAAUA
This is a messenger RNA of Phyllostomus discolor (pale spear-nosed bat), 1475 nucleotides long. It is a transcript of the gene CTSS, whose product is annotated as cathepsin S. The record is from RefSeq and is a predicted model, not a curated record. Gene Ontology annotation, cellular component: lysosome. The transcript is spliced from 8 exons. Gene Ontology annotation, molecular function: cysteine-type endopeptidase activity. Gene Ontology annotation, biological process: immune response. NCBI's taxonomy places the organism in Eukaryota, Metazoa, Chordata, Mammalia, Chiroptera, Phyllostomidae. The coding region runs from base 129 to 1151 and encodes 340 amino acids.